AUGGAGGCCGACGUGGACUGCAGUACCAUCCAAGGCACCCAGUGCCUUUUAAGGCCCGCGCCCUACCGCAGCAAGCAUGCGCUCCUGGGCUGCCAUGGCGCUGGCUGCUGCCUGCGCGGCGUCGCUGCUCAGCGGCCUGGCGGUUGCAACCCAAUUGGUGCCCGGCCCACCGCCACCUCCGCCGCGGGAGAUGGCGGCCGCCGCCUGCUGGACGACUUCAGCGACGGCACCUUCGGCCGCCAGGUGACAGGCGACGGCGUGAACGUGAGGGACAAGCCCUGCACCGACACCAAGAUCCUGGGAGUGGUGAACGAGGGAGACAAGGUGCACCACACCGGCAGGCAGCGCCACGGCAAGUGUGGCCACAGCUGGUCCCAGGUCAGCUUUAAGGACCAGGAGGCCUGGAUUGCGCUGGAGUUUCUGACCUACUGCCCCGGCCGCACAUGCACCGAGCCACGCAAUGCCUGCAACCCAGCGGUGCAGGGAGCCGAGAGCCACUGCUGCAGCAACAAGUGCAUCCUUGAUGAGGUUGACAACGACGGUUUCUGCAAGUGA
This is a messenger RNA of Chlorella variabilis, 555 nucleotides long. RefSeq lists its product as hypothetical. The transcript is spliced from 4 exons. Bases 1 to 555 code for a protein of 184 amino acids. NCBI's taxonomy places the organism in Eukaryota, Viridiplantae, Chlorophyta, Trebouxiophyceae, Chlorellales, Chlorellaceae. The record is from RefSeq and is a predicted model, not a curated record.